AUGAACUGUUGUCCUAUAAUGAUAGCUGAAAAAAUGGUUAGGAGAAAUAUAUCUUCAGUUCCAAAAGCGGUCCUGAAACCAGAUCAACAUGUAAUAGAAAACAUUAACAAAAAUAUAUUUACAAUAAGAAAUCAUCCAGGAAGUAUGAAGCCUAGAAGUGUCCUUAUUCCUGAGCCAUUUAUAAAAGCUGUUGUCAAUGCUACAGCAGAUUACCCAGUAAAAGCAUUACUUGAAACUAGUGAAAAGUUGAAUAGACAUCUCAAAGGUAGAGUUCCCCCUAUGGAAAAGGAAGAAUUGAAAGAAACUGUGGAAAAAGUACAACAAAAAGUGCUAUCACGUUAUGCUAAUGUCACUAUCAAUAAUGACCAGGAUGAAUCUAGGUUUAGACAAAUGAUUCAUAACAAAACACAGAAUAUUUUAAGGGAGAAGGUGUACAAUUGGAGACCUAUAAAAUUUGAUGUAUAUAAUUCACUUGUCUAUCUGCUGGGCAGAUCAGCACCUGAAUAUGCUGUUUUAGCAAAAAUAUUUGGUGAAAUAAAAUCCAGAGACAUUGACUUCAUACCAAGAAGUCUUUUUGAUUUUGGAUCAGGUGUUGGAACUGCAACAUGGGCUGCACACAGAUAUUGGAAGCAAAAUAUUUAUGAAUACUUCAAUGUUGAUAUUUCUAGGGAUAUAAAUGAUUUAGCACAGACACUCUUGCAGGGUGGCACACCAAAAGGCAAUAAGCCCAAAGGGGUGUUCUACAGACAAUUUUUGCCAGCUACUAAAGUAACUUAUGAUAUAGUAAUUAGUGCUUACUCUAUGAUGGAGUUACCAUCUCUUCAAGCUAGGUUAGAAACAGUAGUGAAUUUGUGGAACAAAACUGGAAAAUAUCUGGUAAUAGUUGAACAGGGAACAAAUGCAGGUUUCAAAAUUGUCAAUGAAAUCAGAGAUUUCAUACUGCAAGUAAAACAUGAACAAAACCUAGGAACAGUGUUCAGUCCUUGUCCACAUGAUGAUACCUGCCCACGAUUUCUUCUAGAUGAUGGCACUCCAUGUAAUUUUGAAGUCACAUAUUUUACAUUGCCUCUUGGAGGUUCUUCAGUUGCUAAGAAAGAGUUAUAUUCCUAUGUUAUACUCAAAAAAGGGAAAAGUAAUAAUACAAACCCUGAUCAAAAGUGGCCAAGGAUUAUAAGACCAACACUUGUGAGACAUAAACACUGUGUUUGUAGGAUGUGUACUGCAAAUGGAAAAUUAGAAGAGGUGAUAUUCACUGCUUCAAAGCAUGGAAAAGCAAUGUAUCAGUGUGCCAGGUCAUCCAAAUGUGGUGAUUUGAUUCCAGCAACUAUAGAGGAAAGUAAAAGUCAAAAUGUUCAAUCUGAUGAAAAUGGACAAAUAUUGGAUGAUAAAUGA
This is a messenger RNA of Phaedon cochleariae (mustard beetle), 1392 nucleotides long. The record is from the annotation of a GenBank genome assembly. Lineage: Eukaryota; Metazoa; Arthropoda; Insecta; Coleoptera; Chrysomelidae.